Messenger RNA from Zychaea mexicana, 1775 nucleotides. Its product is annotated as phosphoenolpyruvate carboxykinase [ATP]. The record is from RefSeq and is a predicted model, not a curated record. Gene Ontology annotation, biological process: gluconeogenesis. Bases 54 to 1733 code for a protein of 559 amino acids. The transcript is spliced from 5 exons. Lineage: Eukaryota; Fungi; Mucoromycota; Mucoromycetes; Mucorales; Lichtheimiaceae. Gene Ontology annotation, molecular function: ATP binding; phosphoenolpyruvate carboxykinase (ATP) activity. Gene Ontology annotation, cellular component: cytosol.
UUCUUUCUUGUUUUACUCACCUUCUCCAUUUCCCUGUAUUGAAGACUCUAAUCAUGACAGCAUAUCGUCCUGGAUCACCUUACCGGCCCGGAUCCCCCGGCGGUCGUCGCCCGCAGUCGUCUUCAUCCGCCCACACCAGGGUUGAAGAAGAACUGCACGAGCACAACGGCAUCGACUAUGAAAAGGUUUCAAUCAAGCACAACCCAUCCGUUCCCGUGCUCUACGAAGAAGCGCUGACGCACGAAGUUGGCUCAGUGAUCUCUUCUGCGGGCGCUUUAUGCAGCUACAGCGGCGCCAAACGUGGCCGUUCGCCCAAGGACAAGCGUAUCGUGCGCGAAGAGAGUUCCGAAAAAGACAUUUGGUGGGGUGAAGUGAAUCUGGAGAUGAGCGAGCGAGUCUUCUUGAUCAACCGUGAACGUGCGAUCGACUACCUGAACACACAUCCACGCUUGUACGUCUUUGAUGGCUUCGCCGGAUGGGACCCCAAGUACCGCAAGAAGGUCCGUGUGAUUGCCUCCAGAGCCUACCACAUUUUGUUUAUGCAUAACAUGCUGAUCCGUCCGACGGAGGAGGAAUUGGAGAACUUUGGCACCCCUGACUUUACCAUCUUCAAUGCUGGCGAGUUUCCAGCCAACCGAUACACCACGGGCAUGACGUCCACUACCUCGGUCGCUGUCAACUUUAAGCGCCACGAAAUGAUCAUCCUCGGCUCCGAGUACGCUGGUGAAAUGAAAAAGGGCAUUUUCUCUGUGAUGCAUUACCUCAUGCCCAAGGCUGGCGUCUUGUCCCUGCACUCUUCAGCAAACGAGGGUCCCAAUGGCGACGUCUCACUCUUCUUUGGUUUGUCCGGCACUGGUAAGACCACCCUCUCUGCCGACCCCAAGCGUGCCUUGAUUGGUGACGACGAACACUGCUGGUCCGACACUGGCGUUUUCAACAUUGAGGGCGGCUGCUAUGCCAAAUGCAUUGAUCUGUCGGCUGAGAAAGAACCCGAGAUCUACAAUGCGAUCCGCUUUGGCUCCGUGCUGGAAAAUGUUGUGCUGAACGAAGACACGCGCGAGGUCGACUAUUCGGACGACUUCUUGACCGAAAACACACGCUGUGCCUACCCGAUCAACUUUAUUCCAAACGCCAAAAUUCCAUGCAUGGGUGGUCACCCCAAGAACCUGAUUCUUUUGACAUGCGACGCCUUUGGCGUUGUCCCGCCCGUCUCCAAGCUCUCGUCGGAUCAGGUCAUGUACCACUUCAUCUCAGGUUACACUACCAAGGUUGCUGGCACCGAAGACGGCAUUGUUGAACCCACGCCCACUUUCAGUGCAUGCUUUGGUGCUCCGUUCUUGAUCUUGCAUCCUCAAAAGUACGCAUCCAUGUUGGCCGAAAAGAUUAACCAGCACAAGACAGACGCCUGGCUGAUCAACACCGGUUGGAUUGGAGGCAAGGCGGGCGUCACCAAGCGCUGCCCUCUCAAAUACACACGUGCCAUCCUCGAUGCCAUCCACAGUGGAGAGCUGGCCAAGGGCGAGUUUGAGACUUACGAGGUGUUCAAUGUGGCAAUUCCAAAGAAGGUCGACAAUGUCCCCGACGAGAUCCUCCACCCGCGCAAGGCUUGGCAAGGCUCGCCCGAGGAGUUUGAUACCUCCCUGAAGAAGGUCGCUUCAAUGUUUGCAGAGAACUUUGAAAACUUCAAGGACCAAGCUGCACCUGAAACAUGUGCUGCAGGCCCACAAAUUUAAAGAAAAUCGAAAGGGAGUGAAUGUGUGUUUUUAUAAUAAAGA